UUCAGAACUGACCAAUCAGAGCGCUCCAUUCUUAAACCAACUAAACAGCUGUCAGCCGGCCGGUCUCCCUCACUAUUUACCUGUUUAUUUCACCAUUUAAAACUGGAUUUUUAAAGUCCAAGUGCAGUAUAUUUGAAGGAUGCAUCCAGCCGCCGCUAUCGGCUUGGUUUUCGCCGGCUGCUGCAGUAAUGUGUUUUUCUUGGAGCUUUUGGUCACGGAGCAUCCAGGCGCAGGAAACAUCGUCACCUUUGCCCAGUUCCUGGUCAUCGCAGUCGACGGCUUCUUCUUCACGACAAACUUCUGUCGCAAAAAACCAGUCAUUCCCAUCAGUAAAUAUGCGAUGAUGGUGACCAUGUUCUUCACUGUCAGUGUGGUGAAUAACUACGCCCUAAACUUCCACAUCCCCAUGCCCCUGCACAUGAUCUUCAGAGCGGGAUCUCUGAUUGCUAAUAUGAUGCUGGGGAUCAUCCUGUUAAAAAAGAGUUAUAAGCCAACCAAGUAUGUAGCAGUGCUGAUGAUCACUGCUGGGAUCUUCACCUGUACCUACAUGUCAGCUCAGUCUAUGGGUGCUGAAAAGGAGGAUGUUGACACAGAGGAUGGUGGGAUUGUGCAGUUCCUGUGGUGGUUGCUAGGUAUAGCCAUGUUGACCUUCGCCCUCUUCAUGUCGGCCAGGAUGGGCAUCUAUCAGGAGGUUCUGUAUUCCCAAUAUGGCAAACAUCCAAAGGAAGCACUUUUCUACAAUCAUGCCUUGCCGCUCCCAGCAUUCCUCCCAUUAGCAGGAGAUAUCUACAGACAUGCCGUCCUGUUCAGUCAGAGUGAGCCUAUCAUGAUACCAUUACUGGAGGUCGGAGUCCCAAAGAUGUGGUUCUUUCUGCUGAUGAACUGUAUCACACAGUAUGUUUGUAUACGCGGGGUGUUCAUCCUGACCACGGAGUGCGCGUCCCUCACGGUCACGCUCAUCAUCACGUUACGCAAGUUCGUCAGCCUCAUCCUCUCCAUCUUCUACUUCCAAAACCCCUUCACCGUCUACCACUGGUUCGGGACGUCUCUCGUGUUCGGCGGGACGCUCCUGUUUGUGGAUAUAUACAACAUGAUCAAGCAGAACUUGACGAAAAAGAAGGACUGAUGAUUUUAACUGAUUUUAGAUGAGAAGUGCCAAUGCAAUGAUUUGUGGCAGAUUUUACAAUGAGGAAGCAGUGUAAUUAAGUGUGUAUUAGUACGUGUGUUUAUAUGUUGAUUUGUCUGAAUGUGUGUUUGCAAAUGUGUUUUGUGUACACUUACAUGCCGGGUGCAAAAUACACUGCAAAAUUAGUGUAGUUGGACCAGAGACUUCUCUUGAUAUUUGCAAUUUAUUUCAUUAAUAUUGCACAAAAAUAUUGACAAUUGUUACAAUUGACGAUGUUGUGCUCACGGGAUUCCAAUUUUUGGUUCGAAAAUUUAAAUCAGGAUUAAGAUUUCCAUUCCUCAUGUCUGCCUCAAAUCACCAUUUUCAUAUAUGGUAGGAAACUUUUUUAACGAUUAUUCCGAACUUCUUUUUUGACAUUACUUUGAGAAAAAUUAUGUUUUUAUUCAUUGCGUAAUCAGGUAAUAUAAGCAACUAUGAAUAUUGGUGGCUGUCUGUUUGUAUUAACUCAGGACAACAUUUGUGCAUUACACUAAUAUUACCUACCUCUAUAUUGGUAAGACUAAUAUAGAAUUCCCCUGUAGAGUUAGAAUGUUAUUUUUAAAGUACACCAUCUAGCAUACAAAUCAUUUUGUUCUAAAAAUAUUGAUGCUUUCUAUAGGAAAGCAACAAGGUCCUAAUCAUUUUUUAUUUUUGAAAUAUGUUGUCCACACUACUCUCCAAGCAAGUUUUAGGCUCCAGCUUAUUCUGGAGUCUUUCUGUGCAUUUUUUUUCAUGUUUUUUAUUUUGUCACCUUUCCUUUGUGUAAACUGGCCAGUAUACUGAAAAAAGAGCUGACAUAAAGGAAACCUCAGCGAAAGCACCCCAAAAUAUGUCUAAAAUCUAGGGUCUGCUUGGGUAGUAGUUCACACUUCAGUACAAAAUACAGCUUUACUAGUAAGUAGGUGUUUUAGUUUACCAAAUAUAAAGUUGACAUGGUAUGCAA
Messenger RNA from Branchiostoma floridae (Florida lancelet), 2108 nucleotides. Its product is annotated as UDP-xylose and UDP-N-acetylglucosamine transporter-like. The record is from RefSeq and is a predicted model, not a curated record. Bases 140 to 1126 code for a protein of 328 amino acids. Gene Ontology annotation, molecular function: UDP-xylose transmembrane transporter activity; UDP-N-acetylglucosamine transmembrane transporter activity. Gene Ontology annotation, cellular component: Golgi membrane; endoplasmic reticulum membrane. Gene Ontology annotation, biological process: transmembrane transport. The transcript has 10 exons. Lineage: Eukaryota; Metazoa; Chordata; Leptocardii; Amphioxiformes; Branchiostomatidae.